This is a messenger RNA of Prunus armeniaca (apricot), 738 nucleotides long. The record is from the annotation of a GenBank genome assembly. Lineage: Eukaryota; Viridiplantae; Streptophyta; Magnoliopsida; Rosales; Rosaceae.
AUGUAUGUUUUACUAAUUGGGCAUUUGUGGGGUUUAUCUCCUUUUCUGAGUAGUCUUUACCCUAUACUCGGCCAGAGAAAGAAAGAAAAUAAUUAUAUAUGCUUCUUCUAUGAAAUCAAUGAGGAGUCUGUCCUGGAGAAGGCAGGGAGCAUUGUACGGCGAGUGGGAUCUUUUCUGAAAAUGGCAAGUUACUAUGACAUUGAUGAUAUUCUUGUGGAGGAACAGCGUGUCCCAGUUGUUUUCCAGCAAGCAGUAAAUGGGGUUGAUAUUGAUCCUAGUGCUGAAACCCAUUGUGUUGAACCCGGUUCAAAGGUAGAGCUGCCUUACUGGCUUGCUCACGAGUUACACCUCAGAAAAGUAGCAAAGAUGAAGGUUCCUGCAUGUUUCAAUCAAAGAACAAAACUGGAACUUGGGGCUGAUGGUGCAUCUGUGGAUUUAAGAUCUCGAUGUCUAUACUUCUAUGAAUUUGGAUGCAAGAUAGCACCGCUGGUUGGUGAUAGAGACAUGGGAUCAUUCCUAUUAUCUGCAUUUAGGACCAGGUAUCAGAAAAUCCUGGCAAAGGCACAUAACGCAGCAUUUACAGCACAUUCAAAAUUGCUGUCGUACUUAACAAAAGAAGAAACCAAUCUGUAUGAGGCAGCUCAGUCGUCAAUGGCGGCCUUUAAGAAGUGGCGGAUAGGUGGCCCCCGAUUCGAGAGAGCUUCUGUACUUGGGAGGAAGAGGAAGGAAGCCAACUGA